Molecule: messenger RNA, 3886 nt
Organism: Annulohypoxylon truncatum
Lineage: Eukaryota; Fungi; Ascomycota; Sordariomycetes; Xylariales; Hypoxylaceae
Exons: 6
Coding region: 358-3327 (989 amino acids)
Molecular function (GO): DNA binding
Source: RefSeq, a predicted model, not a curated record
AGAAAGUCUUGGUGCGUUAAAUCUCAAGUGAGUGUGGAAUAUCACCCUCAAGUGUUGCGGCUUUAGCCGAAUGUCCCGUCUACACCCUUACAACUCUUGCCCAAGUGAUUGAUUCUGUCUACUGUCCAACUUUCUAUCCAAGUCCCAAGUUUCAGUCCGUUACGUACAAUCUUACCCGCCAUGCGGUGCGGCAAUACCAUGUAAAGACGACGAAGACGAAGCCGAAGCCGACGCCUACGACAUUUUUCAUUCUUUUUUCCUAGUAUCUGCUUGCCUUGCUCUUCCUUUCAUUUCCUCCGCCCCUCCCUCCUCCUCCCUCCCGUCGCAGCUGGUUGAUCAGCACAAGCGUAUGUGAUCAUGGGUGACCAGCCGUUCGUGACGAUAAGUGAAUGGCAGCCCACGGAUGGGCAUAGUUUCAGCAGUGGAGAUUCUGCCGUACGUCGAGAAAAGAGAAUAGCCAGGCCUCAAGCUCGCUCUCAUCUAAUCACAUCUUCUCAGUAUGGUUCCAGCAUUGAAGAUGAGAGGACCCCGUCGGCCACACACGAUAUUAGCCGUGUGAGCUACCACGUCAAGCAUCUGCCCGAGUUCGCGAAAACUUUAGAGGAUUCGGCCACCCGAGCUUUCCCUAACCGGGGAGGCUCGCAGAGAUACAAGAAAGUACAUGUCCUCCUUCUUCACUGGACAUGCGAUGAUCUGUUUGUCCUAAAGGAGCUCGACGACCUGGAAGCAUGCUUCCGAGAGGAAUACAGUUUCCAGACGGAAACAUUUCCGAUACCGUCCGACAAUGCGCAUCUGGAAUUGAUGUUAAAAAUUGGCGCCAUGAUCAAGGAACAUGAGUCGAAUGAUACCUUGUUCAUCGUGUACUAUGGUGGCCACGCAAGAAUCGAUGAGUCGAGGCAGAGCACGUGGUGCGGGACCCGAAGUUCAGAUUCGCCAUGGCUCCAAUGGUCUGCGAUCCAGACAUUGCUGGAAAGGUCUCUCUCGGAUGUCUUGAUCCUCUUAGAUUGCUGCGCUGGCGCCGCAAGUGCUACUUUCCCUAAUGGUAACAGCAUAACAGAAACAAUAUCAGCAUCUAGCUGGGAUGCCAUCGCUCCAGACCCGGGGAGGUAUUCCUUCACCAACACACUAAUCGAAGUACUCCAAGAAUGGAGAUGGAGGACCUUUUCCGCCGCUAUGUUACACGCGGAGGUCCUCGCGCGCCUUAAGCAUCCGAGGCCUGAGAUGUUGAAUGGCAAACACUUCGAAGCACGUGCUACGCCGGUACAUUUCAUGAUGACCGCUAACCACAAGGCACCGAGUAUCGAAAUCACUCGGAUUCUGUCAUCGGACGCAAGGCCCCCCUCACCUCCCCAGGAAUCGGGUUUCGAUGAUAAUCCCAUGAACGGUCGGUCAGCCGGGCCGCAGGAUAUAGUCGGGUCCGAGCCAAACGAAGACGUACCGCACGUGAUGAUUUCCCUCGCACUUGAAGAAGACCAGCGCCUCAACAUCAACGACUGGGAGCACUGGCUUUCUAAUAUCCCUGCGCUCGCUAAAUAUGUUAAAGUUCAGGGAGUGUUCAAAAGCCAUUCGACACUCCUGCUCUUGUCUAUGCCGGUGAUGGUCUGGGAUCUGCUUCCGGAGAACCAUGCGUGCAACUUUGUCGCGUUUAUUCGAUCGAAUAACUUAGCCAUCCGGAACCAAAACGAGCCAAGAGUAGUAGAGGAAGAGGUUUUAGCGGGCGCCGAUAUAGAUGCAGAUUUGAGGUCAAUUUAUUCGGGAACCACGGCAUACACCGCUGGACCUCGGGAGUCUCUUGGGGGUGCUAGGUUAUCCAUGAUGUCCGCUUUUUCAAAUGGUAAGACACCGAUGGAGCCCGCCUUCAGGGGUUUCGAACGGCCGUCGUUUGAUGGGUCCAGCCGUGUUUAUCGACACUCGUCGAACGCGAUGCCUAUGGAUCAGUCAAAGCCGAAUAGGGGCUGGUCAACUUCCUCUCGUGGCCCCUCGACAAGGCAACGCCCCGCGCCUCUUCAUAAGAGCAUGUCUUAUGGCAAUAUCGCACAACAACUAGCCAUAAAUCAACCUCGGGGCGCAAGGAGAACAUCAUUGGCUUCUAUAUCGAGCCAACCCGAACUUCCACCACGUGUUCAGACACGUUUGGAGGAAUACUUCCAUGACAACCCAUUCCCAACGGUUGCCGUCAGGGAAUUCUUAGCAUCAAACCUCGGAAUAGAGACUUCAGAUUUAGAGACCUGGUUCAAACACCGUCGAGAACAACAGGAAGUGGAAAAUAGACUACAAAGUCUAAAGAUAGAUGAUCACAGUCAUGAUCCACCAAAUGAUGGCGCUCAGAUGAUCCUUCCCGGGCAUCUCAACAAAUUACUUGAAAUAUUCCCGGCAGGCCGUGGCCAGAUCGUGGUGAUUGACCUCCGCUCACCUUCCGAGUACGAGCAAUCUCACAUUCACGGUGCCAUCAAUUUCAGGGCCCCCGAGUCAUUUGUGGCACGAGCAAGCAUGGAGAUGAUCGAGAGGGCACUGCCAGACGAGGCGAGCCGUAACGCGUUCAAUAAAUGGUACGGUAGCACAUGCGUCGUAUUCUACGAUAAGGUAGUCGAGUAUACUUGGGAAGCACCCGUAGCCGACGCGCUAUACCAGAAAUUCAAGAGUAAGGGUUGGGCUGGGCAAUGUUUCGUGCUCAAGGGUCACUACCGAGAAUUCUCGCAUUCCUUUGACAAGUACAUUAUUAGUACGAACACAACGAGCAACGCCAAGGAGUACUUCGCUAGCCUUGAGGACAUGUCCGAGGAGAAGACGCAGGAAAAUCAUCAACAAUACGAUGAUUGGCUGAAACUUCUUGAAGGUGAAGAUAGGGUACAUUCAACCGACCUCGUCCCAGCGGUGAAAGCCGAGCGCGUCGAUGCUACAGUGAAGCACCAAAAGGAAAUCGAGAUCGAAUUCGAAAACAGACAUCCAGACCUACACAAGGAAGCCGUAAACCGAAGGCGUGACAGUAAUUGGUCCAUCAAAGGUCCCAUGGUUCCUCACCUGGAGCGCGGCAUUGCUAAGAUGCAGGAAGCCGGAAGGGGUAUGGGAAUGGGCCGAUCCGCUGCUCCUCUAGGGGACUAUAGACGAACGGCGGACAAGCUGUCCAUGUCGGAUUACGAUCUUCUCGAGUCCGAGGACGAACACUUAAGCCACGACUCAGCGCCACCGAAACUGAGUUCGGUCCCCUCUCAUAAACUGGCAUCUGACGAUACCGCCCCUGAGAAAAAGGGGCGGUCUGGACUAGCCGGAGGCCGUAGUCUCCUGGGAAAGUUCAUGCGAACCGGCCGCCAGGAUCCUCCGCGGUAGAGCAUGUGAUUAGGAGGAAUCGGUGAACGGGCUAUUUAUAUCACAUUUAUUAGAAGUUUCUCGAUCGCGGCGACUACUACUAUAUAUUUCGCACUUCAGACGAAGGGGGACUCCUAGUCCGAGUCCCCUCGGCGCUAUCUUCGCAUUUUACCUGCUAUUAGAAGCAUUUUUGGGAUGGAUACGGGAACUAGUGCGAUGGCAUUUUUGAUGGAUGAGUUUAACUGCGGCAAUAUAUCACAUUGCAUAUUCUGGUUGGGCGGUCUCAUAAACGGGGUUAGGGAGUGCGGUAAUUGCGUUGUUAGAUGGGUCUGUCCCCGGGAAGGGGUUUAUAUUUACUAGGUACCCGGAUAUUAUCUAUCGGGAUCUGUGUAGAUCUGUCUAGGUAUAUAUACAAUUUUGUAUCCGGACUCGACAGGGUUUUCAAGAGUCGCGAGACCGUUGCUCCUGGAUAAGUUGAAUGUUUUCUGUGUUUUCCCUAGGGGCCACUGUAGUACUUUAAUGUAUAUAUCCAUGCUGUCACCAAGGAAUAAUCUACAUCAUGACACCUAGAAAUUUGCUU